Messenger RNA from Aspergillus ochraceoroseus IBT 24754, 1918 nucleotides. RefSeq names its product putative MFS transporter. Gene Ontology annotation, biological process: transmembrane transport. Bases 177 to 1622 code for a protein of 481 amino acids. The record is from RefSeq and is a predicted model, not a curated record. Gene Ontology annotation, molecular function: transmembrane transporter activity. The transcript is spliced from 9 exons. Gene Ontology annotation, cellular component: membrane. NCBI's taxonomy places the organism in Eukaryota, Fungi, Ascomycota, Eurotiomycetes, Eurotiales, Aspergillaceae.
GCCUCUUGCUCGUGGAAGCAAGCUCGGUUAUUUAGCCAAACUUGGGGAUCAUGCAGGCAGGGGUAACUGACCCCGGCAACGCGUUCGUUUAUAAACAGCGUAGGGUUAUAAUUCACUAGGGAGAACCAAAAAAAUUCGCCGUUCUGUUUAGCUGCUCCUCGACACACCCUGUUAUCAUGGAUAAACCGGAAAUAGCCCAGUACGCCGUUGACCAUGCGCCUGAUGCAGAAUUAACAAUCGAGCGCGAUGCCAAUGACCCGGCCCUGAGUGCGAGAGAGAAAGCUUUGAUCUGGAAGCAAGAUUUGCAUAUUGUCCCUCUUUGCGCAGUGAUUUUCCUUCUCUGCUACCUGGAUCGAUCGAAUAUCGGAAAUGCCAGGAUUCUCAAUGCAGAAAGUGGCCAUGAUCUUCUCACAGAGACGGGCAUGUCUUCUUAUCAGUAUACAAUCGCGUUGAUGGUCUUCCUAAUCGCCUAUGCUCUUUUCGAAGUCCCUUCCAACUAUUUUCUCAAGAAGCUGAGGCCCAGUAGGUGGAUUGCCUUUUUGAUGCUUGCCUGGGGAGCUACCACGAUGGGAUUGGGCGCCGUCCACACCUACGCCCAGGUCACAGGGCUCCGUUUUCUUCUCGGAGUCAUGGAGGCCGGUCUAUUCCCCGGGCUAGUGUAUUUGUUGACGUUCUGGUAUCGAGCUUCCGAGCGCUCAUUGCGGGUGGCUCUGAUUUUAGCUUCGGCCACUCUCGCCGGCGCCUUUGGGGGUGCUAUCGCCUACGCAGUCGGGCACAUGGACCAAGUCCAGGGUCUCUCAGCAUGGAGAUGGUUAUUUAUUAUAGAGGGCGCGCCAUCCUGUGCCUCUGCUGUCCUAGUUUGGUUCAUUCUCCCCGACUACCCGGAAACCGCCUCGUGGCUCUCGCCACAAGAAAAAGAACUCGCAGCACAGAGACUUGAAAGGGAGGGUUCCAAGGGCUCAGAAACAGCCAUGACCUGGGAGGACGCCAAAGAGGUUCUCCUCGACUGGCGGUUAUAUGUACACUACAUGGUCUACUUCGGCAUCUCGGCACCAUUCGGUAGCCUCUCGCUCUUCACUCCGACCAUCAUCAACGGUCUAGGCUACACCAGCCUCAAAGCCCAGCUCAUGACCAUACCACCAUGGGCAGUGGCCUACGUGGUUACGAUAGCGGUAGCGUGGUCCGCAGACCACUUCAACAGCCGCGGUCUCCACUCCGCAAUCCUCUCCUUCAUCGGCGCAAUGGGCUUCCUCUCCUCAGCUGUCCUCCCUGCAGACGCAUAUCUUCAACGCUACGGCUGCCUAAUCGUCGCGACAAGCGGCGCCCUAGCCUGCAUCCCGCCCCUUCUAGGCUGGCUCUCGUCCAACAUGCGCUCCACACCCGGCACGGGACUCGCAAUCGCCCUGAACGUCUCCUUCGGCGCCCCCGGGCAGAUCGUCGGCGUGUGGAUCUACAAAUCCAACGAAGCCAAGAAGGGGUACCCAACAGGCCACUGGACGAACGCGGCGCUGCUCCUCUUUGUUUGUGUAGGAUGUCUCCUCUUGCAGGAGUACUACAGAUGGAUGAACAGGCAGAUGAAAGGGGGGGGAGCAAGGACGCGUGCGGAGAGAUUUGCCUAUUAAUUUGUUAGUUAGCUGGUUGGUUGGUUAGGUCCCAUCCUGUCUGCUCUGUAUACGUGGUAGGAUUGUGGGGGUUCAAUAAGGCGUGUAGGUGUAUCUGUAUAUGUCCAUGUGACAGACAGACAGACAGAGAGAGAGAGAGAGAGCUAGUGAAUUACUGGGAAGACCUGUCUUCCCAAAGGGGCCUAGUUUGUGGUUCAACAGAAAUAAGGUUAAGCUCAGUCCGGGCUUGGGUUAUGACAUUUUGCGCCCUGACCUUUAUAUUUUCCUUGCCUAUUCUUCCAAUAUUAAUGAGACGA